GUUGGCAUCAACAUGGACGAAUCAUGGGAAAAAUGGUUUUCUGAUUUGGAAAUGGAUGAUGGGUGUGAUAUAUUCAAUGAACACGACAUUGUCUCUGCUGAGGAAGAGUUGAAACACAACAUUGGCAAUGCUUCAUGUUUGGAAGAGAACACAGGAAAUACUUCUUCAGAGAAACCAAUGUUUGCCUUCCACAAUCUCUCUUUUGAGGAUACAAUUGAAGUGCCAAAUAUUACUUCAAAAUCCAAGAGAAUAGAACCUGAGAAUGGAAAGUGCAAUAAGAGGGUAAGAAACAGUUCUGAGACCAAUGAUCAUGUAAUUGCUGAGAGGAAAAGGAGAGAGAAUCUCACCAGAUUGUUCAUUGCACUUUCGGCCAUUAUUCCUGGAUUGAAAAAGAUGGACAAGUUGUCUAUCCUCAACAACACUAUUGAUCGUGUGAAAUAUCUUCAAAAUCGUAUAAAAGUUUUGGAGGAAGAGAACCAAAAGAGAAGGAUGGAAUCAAUGACGACAUUAGCAAAUAAAAAACCUAAUGUUAAUGUUAGUGACAACUUUUUUGGGAUUUCUAAUGGCUUAGAUAGACCUAGCAAGACAUUCCCAACGGUUCAAGUAAGCAUCUCAACAAAAGAUGUAAUCAUCAAAGUUAUUUGUGACAAACGAAAUGGCAUUGUAAGGAAGUUAUUGGCCACGCUUGCAAUUCAUAACCUCUCCGUUGUUUGUAGCAAUGUUUUGCCAUUUGGGAGUUAUGCUCUAAACAUCUCCAUCAUUGCUAAGGUGGAUCGUCAAUUCAUCAUGACAAUGGACGACUACCUACUGAAAAAUCUAAAGGAGGAUCUGUUGAAGUGUUGUAUUUUGCAACAAUAAUUAAUGAAUCAUGUAAGCAUUAAUUGAAGUGUUGUAACAUGCAUUAGGGUUUAAUGAAUGAAGUAGGCAAUGUCUUAGCUAUUUUAUGUAUUUUUUAUUUAUUAUAAACUAAAAAAAAUACUUGUGCAUUACACAAAAUUUAUUUAA
Cajanus cajan (pigeon pea) is the source of this 1005-nucleotide messenger RNA. Its product is annotated as transcription factor bHLH25. Lineage: Eukaryota; Viridiplantae; Streptophyta; Magnoliopsida; Fabales; Fabaceae. Gene Ontology annotation, molecular function: protein dimerization activity. The record is from RefSeq and is a predicted model, not a curated record.